This is a messenger RNA of Caenorhabditis auriculariae, 5044 nucleotides long. The record is from the annotation of a GenBank genome assembly. Lineage: Eukaryota; Metazoa; Nematoda; Chromadorea; Rhabditida; Rhabditidae.
AUGUCCAGUGAAUCUUUCCCUUCUGAAGGCUACGUCGACCUGAAAUCCGGCUGGAUCGGCAAGAAACAUCUGGUCGAUCCAACAAUUCGUCUGGCCCUCGAAGAUGGUCAUCUAGUUGUUGGUAAAAACGUCGUCGACAUCGGCUGCGGAUCAGGUUAAAUCAAUCUUUGUCUCUUCCAAGAACUUUUACUUUUCCAGGAGACAAUGCCAAAGACGUUGCUGAUCUGGGAGCCAAGAGAGCUUUCGGAUUCGACUCCUCUGAAGAAAUGAUCAGAAAAUGCCGUGAGACUUAUGAAUCCGACGAACGUCUUCGUUUCGAGGUCGCCGACGCCGUCAAUUGGGAAUCUGAUGAUGUCUACGACGUCGCUUUGGCUUUUUUCGUGCUUCAGUUUAUUCAUGAGAAGGAGAAGCUCACUGAGGUAAGAUUAAAAAAUGGUUUUCUAUCGGCUUUUCGCGAAAAUUAAGGACCUAACAAUGGUAAUAUCUGAAAAAGCCUUAUCAUAGUCAUAAUAGCCUUUUUGUAGCUCUUUGUUUUAUAUUUGAAUCGGUUUUGAUUAGAAGAAGACCAAGAAAAGUUUUCCUUUUUUGCAAGGGCAAAAGGAUCGGAGAAAGAUCUUCUUAUACAUUUUUAGAAGUAUCAAAGAGAACUUUAAGUGUUUUCAGGCCUUUCAGAAGGGUUUCUGGACUCUUGAUAUGAAUUUUGUACUGUCAGGCGUUUUUUUCGACUUCUCCCAUCAAAAACGCUUUUUUUAAAACAAUUCAGUACCUUUUGUGAAGUUACUCAUACCAUUUAUUCAGAUUUCUUCAAUCUUUUUCCCAGUUAACUUCCAAGUUUCAGGCAAUCGCCAACGUCUGCAGGAAACUUUCACGAAACGGCGUGUUUAUUGGAAUCAUUCCAGAUGGCAGGAACAGUCAUGAUCCUUUGCCUGGCGCUGGUCCCAAGUUAGGUGGAUAUUUCCCAUUUUUGUUCAAAAUUCGAAAGGAUCUUUUUAACCUGCUUUAUAUUUUUUUUUGGAAAGUUUCAGAAGAAGUAGGUAAAAAUCAGAAAAAAAAAACGAGAAUUGGUCCAAAAGUAUUGUCGCAAAAGUUUGCGCCAAGGUGGUGCGGUUUGGCGCUUAUUCCGUGAUUGUUUAACUAAUUAUAUUUUUUUCCUCAUGUAUUUUUUUCUAUCUAUAUUCCCUUUAAGUUUCGUUAUAACAAACGCGUUAUGAUCGGUUCAUUUUCACAGAAAUGGUGGCCUCUUUCUAUGACUUUUUUAAAAUAUAUUGAAGAAACUUUAGUUCUUCUUGUCAAGAUUUUUUCAAAACUCUCCCUUCUAAAUUUUUUAUAUUCCAGGAGUUGAGCUUAUUUCCCUGGAAAAAGGCGAAUAUAUCGAUGGCGAGCUGGCUCAAGUUUUUUUCUUCGACGGAGAAAGUUUUUCAUUAUUUUCUCUGAAGAAAUUAAUUUGAACAUCUUCAAGAUUCCACUUGUCACUCAACAGUAGCUCUGCAUUCGAGGCAGUUUUAUCACGACGCGUUCCAAGCAGCCGGCUUUCGAAAGGUAAUUUGAAUCUGAUCCCUUAAAGGGUUUGAUAAAGUGCAAUGGCGCGAAGUGAAUGCGUUUUUUUUAAUUCGUAAAUCGACAAGAGAUUUAUCAUUGGGGCGCUCUUUUUCACACCUCUUCGAUUCAUUUUUUUCAAAUCUUCUUUCUUCUCGGACAUUGGUAACGCGAAACGGACGGGCUCCGGGCCUUCCUGAGCAGUUGUAGGGAUCACUUAAGAUUUCUUACGCUACUAAAAUGGUCACUAGUAAUACCCCGACAAGUCCGAUUUGCGUCUUUUUCGCGUUACAUAUGUCCAAAUUCGUUUAUUCUUUUCGGGAGUUUUUCAUGCCCUUUAUAAGCUAUUUUUUUUUACUUCAGAUAAUUUUGUUUUAACGCAGAGUUUCAACUUUUUUUUCUGACACGAGACAGGGUUGUGCGAGGGCCAGCUCGUCAGCCCAACGGUCAUUUUCUGAGCCCGGGCCAGGCUGAGCGAAGUCUCAAGCAAGAACAGACCCAAAAAGCUCCAUUUUUCUUCAAGUCGAACUUCAAUUUUUCAUUACGACAAAAAUUGUUUUUCUAGGUAUUUUUAUAGUCAAAGUAUAACAAAAACUACGAACUUGAAAAUAAGCGUUUUCCCAUGAGAAAUUUGGGUUUGGAUACAAAUUUUUUUUCAAAACAGUCUCAAAUUUUUUUUUUUUCGCACCUUUUUGCACCUUUUUUUUUCGGCUCCUUCGCAAAACUUAGUCUAGCCAGACGCAAAAGCUCGGACCUCGGUACCGCAAGCCGUACGCGCCCCGGACUUUCCUGAGCAUUUCUAAUAAUUCCUUCAGCGGCUUCAGCACUUCAAAGCUUACUAGAAAGUCUAAAAAACGUCUGGGACGAGUCCGAUUUGCUUUACCGUGGUCCAAGCAAUUGAAGCUUAAAGCAAUGAAGCUUGUGCGGGCUCGGACUAAGCCAGGCCUCGAAAACAUUAUCAUCCUAACUCAAAAUUUCUUUUAAAAAACGAUUAUUUCUCACUUGUUUCAUUAAAGUCUAUCAAAAGUUAUGGAAAUAGACGGAGACCGAUAGUUUGACAAUCUGGACCUCGCACAAGCCUGGCUCGACUGCAUUGAACAGGUUUUUGCAACUUUUGUACUAUUAAGAGACAUUUUGUGAAUCAAUGUUAUUUCUUUUCUUCUUUGCGAUUCAACACAGAACAAAAAACCCUCAGCUGCUUUUAAGAACUUUGGGCUGGUACCUGGUAUUGUCUAGUCUCGCAGUUGAUCUGUCCGCCUUGAGCCUAGUUCAAAAACGUCGUCGCGCAUUUGAUUGAGAGAAGCGAACUUCUUGCAUUUCACUGAAUUUUCAAAGAUAAACGACUUUAAAACGCGGAAAAAAGGGUAUAAAUACAAAAAUCGAAUAAAAAAGAGCUGAUCGUGAAGUAAAAUUAUUUUUUUCAAAGCCAGAGUGUCUACGGCUUUUAAUCAUAAUCGAUUAUUUAUUGCGAUAAAAAUUUUUACAAAAUGAUUAAAACCGCCGAAUCUGGCGUGAGUUUCUAACAAUCACAUAUUUCUAAAAUUUUUAUAUAUCUCGGGCAUAGUCGAAAUGGCGGAUAAUGACCGCUAAAUGAAAAGGCUCGAAAAAAGACGCAAGGAGGCCGCAAAAAGAAUUCCUUUAUCGAACAUUCUAUUUUUUCUGGGAUUUCAAAGGCUCAAGAAAUGGUGGAAAAGGGAGCAGCAGCAAAAAUGGUGCAUAAGAGCCGAUGGAAUGGCGCGAAAAGGCAGCAAAAAAGGAACAUUUCAAUAGAGCCUUUUCCAUUCUUUCCGAUUUUGCCUAUGCUAUCAGAUCAAGGUUUUUCUGGCCUUAAUUCAGCGUUAAUAAUUUAAAGCCCUUUUUUUCAUCAAAAAAUUUUUAAAAUAUGCAAAACCUCACCUCAAUUGUUCCAGUAGUCGGUAGAUUAUUUUUCCAAUUUUCCGUGGUAUGCUUCAGACGUUCUUUCUGAAUGAUAUAAAAUUAAAAAACAAUCUUUAAGACAUCAAACUGCACUAUUUGAAGUUGCCGUUGAACCUCCAUGGACUGAUCCGAUCAAGUUUGUUGAAAUGUUCCUGCAAUAAUUUCAAGAUUGAAAAAAGCAAGUCGAUUUCAUUAUUAGAAUCGGAGUGUUUUGACUAAUUGAUUAUGUUAAGUCAUAAGUGAGUUAGGAAAGCUUUAUUCAGUCAGAAGAACUAACUAGGCGGUGCGCUAGAGCUCCGCUCGGCCUUGUCAUAACUAAUCCUAGACGCCGAAGGCCGUGACGGCAUUUUCCGCGGGGGUCCCAUCAUCGCUUUGUCAGUAUCGCGCUGCCAACAGUUUCUGCUUCGGCCACUGAAAUGGGCUUCGGCGUGACUUUGCGUAUCCAAUUCGCAAGCGAAAAGGAUCGGCACUCCGGGAGUCCCGCGGGCUUAACCUACUAGCGCUUAUAACUCAGAAACUUAUUUGGGAAGUUAGAAGUUUAAUGGAGAUUCAAAACUUAUCUUGACGUUGAAUGAAGCGAGACGAGUCGUGAGGGAGGCAGAAAUGAUAUUUGAAACCAGGUAACAAAAAGAAAUGACGCCUUGUCACGUGGUUUUUUGGACGUGUUAAUUUUUUGGAUAUCAAGGAAAUGAAACCUUGCCACGGGGUUCACGUUUUCUUUUUAGCAGAGAAUGAAUUUUUUAUUUUGAAUAAAAUUUUGGGUCACAUGACGCAAAAGGUAGAGCCAGUGGAGUCACUUGAAAACUUUUUGAAGUUUAAAUUUUUUUAAAUUUUUUUGGACUUUCUUGUUUUUUGCAGUUUUUUUAUUUUUUUAUUUUUCCUCUUGUAGAUAAAUAGUUCGUGUAACUUAGAGCCAAAUUGAAUUUUUCAGAUGCAGUUUGAAAUUUUUUUAUAAUAGGACUGUGAAAAAAAUUUAUGUACCAAAUCGAAAAAUUUGCAAAAAAAUACCGAAGGCUAAAAAAACUCGUUUCGUUUCAUAUUAAACAAUAUUUUGCUCAUAACAUAUUUUUGGAUUCAGGUUGAAUAAAACGUUUAAACUAAAGUUUACUCGAAAAACACGAAUUCUCAAUUUUUUCAAAGUUUCAAAGCUGCAAAAUUUCUACAACGCUUCCUGAAAAGAAAUCAAACAAAAAAGAUUUUUUUUUCUGCAAUACUUUUUGCAACAAUGAAUAUGGACUUUUGUCAUUUUCUCCUUUCUUCUUUUCAUGUUUCCGCUUUUUUUUUUGCUUCCUGUUAUGUUGAAUCUUUUUUCCUUUUAUGAGAAUUGUUUCAAUCAGGUUUUAAAAAUUGAAUCUUCUCUGGGAAAUGAAAAUUUUCUCAUUGAAAAUAACCUUUUCUCCAUUUUCAGCUGAUAUUUCUUCUGGUUUCUCACGUUUUUCUUGUUUUUCCACGCAAUGAUAUAUAUUAAUAAGUUCAGAUCGAGUGGAUUUCCCCGAUGUUCUCAUCGGAAGGCCGACGUCUCCUGGGCGACGAGUUCUGUGAUAAAUUUGUUAAUCCGCCACGCGACGUGCUCUUCCGGGCGUUCAAGUAA